Messenger RNA from Amblyraja radiata (thorny skate), 983 nucleotides. RefSeq names its product mannan-binding lectin serine protease 1-like. The record is from RefSeq and is a predicted model, not a curated record. The coding region runs from base 1 to 834 and encodes 277 amino acids. Lineage: Eukaryota; Metazoa; Chordata; Chondrichthyes; Rajiformes; Rajidae. Gene Ontology annotation, molecular function: serine-type endopeptidase activity. The transcript is spliced from 7 exons. Gene Ontology annotation, biological process: proteolysis.
AUGAGGAUUCACAUGGCCAUGCGGGUGUGUGGAGAACCCCGAAUACAGAGGCCAUCAAUCCAGCCCAAAAUCGCACAGGGCAGAGUAGUGUCAAGGGGAUCUUCACCCUGGAUUGCAAUGUUAUCAAAGAACGGGAUUCCAUUCUGUGGGGGCUCCUUAAUCGGAAAGGAGUGGGUCGUGACUGCUGCACACUGUCUUCAUCUUCCCUCUGACCCAGACAACCCAGAGCAGACCGACUCUGUGCUCAUCAACAUCACGUCAUUUAAAGUCAUCUUGGGAAGGCAGAAAACAUUGAGAAAAGAAGAGACAGAACAAGAGUAUCAUGCCAAAAAUAUCAUCACUCAUCCCCGUUACAAUGGGUCAACUUUUCAAUAUGACAUUGCGCUGUUGGAACUACCAAGUAAAGUGAAAAUGAUGGAUUAUAUAAUGCCGAUCUGUCUGCCAGAGAGCUCCACUUCAACUCUACAUACGGGUGACAUGGUGAUAGUUAGUGGAUGGGGCAAACAGUUCCUGCACUCGAUUCCUGAGACGCUGAUGGAGAUUGAGAUUCCAGUCGUAGACCAUAACCAAUGCAAGGAAGUCUAUAGCCAGCUUGGAAGACAAGUCACAGAUGAUAUGAUUUGUGCAGGACUAAAGGAAGGUGGGAGUGAUGCUUGUCAGGGAGAUUCGGGGGGUCCAAUGGUGGCUAUGGAUGGAGAAACAAAUCGCUGGUUCCUGGGAGGGACGGUAUCGUGGGGAGAUGGCUGCGGAGAGGACAACCGAUACGGAGUUUACUCAGAUGUUAGCAAAAGCCUCAAGUGGAUCCAAAACAUAACGAAGAUCAAGAAUAUUUGAUUCAAGAACCCAAACCUCAAAAGUAUUUUGCAAAUAUUUCUAAAUUGUCUUAGAAACUCUUUACUGUAGGUUUGGAUGAGUAUUUUGUUGAACAAUCUACUGUACAUAUUUAUUUCUUUUGGAUAAAUUAUAUAAUUUAUAACAUUGAA